Molecule: messenger RNA, 1743 nt
Organism: Sesamum indicum (sesame)
Lineage: Eukaryota; Viridiplantae; Streptophyta; Magnoliopsida; Lamiales; Pedaliaceae
Gene: CYP703A2
Product: cytochrome P450, family 703, subfamily A, polypeptide 2
Molecular function (GO): monooxygenase activity; oxidoreductase activity, acting on paired donors, with incorporation or reduction of molecular oxygen; heme binding
Source: RefSeq, a predicted model, not a curated record
UUGAACAAAGUCAUUGGAUGCCUUUGUCUCAAAUCUAACAGCUUUCUCAUGUCCAAUGACCUCUACUUGGCAUUUCUUCAUAUUAGACUAUGCAUUUUCAUUUUUAUGCAUCUUUCUUUCUUCUUUUAUCGUAGUCAAGAUAAUUGGAUCAUGCUACUCGUUCAAGAAUUCCGAAGAAGGGGCUCUUAUGCUCCCCCCAGGCCCUCCUAAAUGGCCCAUUUUUGGCAACCUUCUCCAAUUGGGCCAACUUCCUCAUAGGGAUUUUGCAGCCCUUUGUGAAAAAUAUGGGCCACUAGUGUACAUCCAAUUGGGCAACAUUGAUGCCAUCACAACCAACGAUCCAGAUAUUAUACGUGAAAUCCUCCGGCAGCAGGAUGAUGUUUUCGCCUCCCGGCCACGGACCCUGGCGGCCGAGCACCUGGCUUAUGGGUGUGGUGAUGUGGCGUUGGCUCCUCUGGGGCCAAAAUGGAAGCGAUUGCGAAGGAUUUGCAUGGAGCAUUUGUUAACUACAAAGAGGCUGGAGUCUUUCGGGAGGCAUCGGGCGGAUGAAGCCCAACACUUGGUGAAAGAUGUAUGGAGUGUGGCGGAAAGAGGAGAGGCGGUGAACUUGAGGGAAGUGCUGGGUGCAUUUUCAAUGAACAAUGUUACUAGGAUGUUGUUGGGGAAGCAAUACUUUGGGGCUGAAUCUUCAGGCCCACACGAAGCCAUGGAGUUCAUGCACAUAACCCAUGAGCUGUUUUGGCUAUUGGGCCUGAUUUAUUUGGGAGAUUAUCUGCCCAUCUGGAGGUGGAUCGACCCAUAUGGAUGUGAGAAGAGAAUGAGACAAGUAGAGAAAAGGGUGGAUGAUUUCCAUGCAAAGAUAAUUGAGGAACACAGACAAAGAAUACAAGUAAUCAAAGAUGAGGGUGAGAUGGAUUUUGUUGAUGUUCUGUUGUCUUUGCCAGGUGAAGAUGGAAAGGAGCACAUGGAUGAUGUUGAGAUCAAAGCACUUAUUCAGGAUAUGAUAGCUGCAGCCACCGACACUUCUGCAGUUACCAACGAAUGGGCAAUGGCAGAAGUCAUCAAACAUCCACAAGUCCUUAAAACAAUCCAACAAGAAUUGGAUUCCAUAGUGGGUCCGGAUCGAAUGGUCCAAGAAUCAGAUUUAGCGCACCUCAACUACCUACGCUGCGUUGUACGUGAAACCUUCCGCAUGCACCCGGCUGGACCGUUUCUCAUUCCACACCAAUCUACCCGCUCCACCACAAUCAACGGUUAUUACAUCCCUAAAAACACACGCGUCUUCAUCAACACCCACGGCUUGGGUCGGAACACCAAGAUUUGGGAUAAUGUGGAAGAGUUCAAGCCGGAGAGACACUUGCCUCAUGAUGGGAGCCGAGUGGAGAUAAGCCACGGAGCUGAUUUCAAAAUACUGCCAUUCAGCGCCGGUAAAAGGAAGUGUCCUGGCGCGCCGCUUGGGGUGACGCUGGUGCUCAUGGCUCUGGCUCGGCUUUUCCACUGCUUUGACUGGAGCCCACCUGAGGGGUUAAGGCCUGAAGAUAUUGAUACAACUGAGGUUUAUGGAAUGACGAUGCCUAAGGCCCAACCCUUAAUUGCCAUUCCUAGGCCCAGACUAGCAGCCCAUUUGUAUAAUUAGCGGCCCAUUUGUGGAGAGGCUAAUGCUAUUAUGACUGUUUAAUUCAAAGGAUUAAUCAUAUAACUAUUAACUCUUGAAUAAAAGUACAUGACUAAUAGAGGGACAUU